AUGAACCGUAGUUGGAUCACAAUCCUAUCUCUGUUGGUAAAUUCUCAGCUGGCUUCGUCGAAAGUUUUGUUGAUCGGGAAAAACACAAUUCUCUCCUUUGAUGAUGUCGAAGCAAGUUUCACUCCGAUUAUUGGAAGUUCGGUGGAAUGCGGAUUGUUGUACGCUGCAGAGCCUAUUGAUGCGUGCUCGGUUUUAACGAACACAGCUGAAAAAGGAUCUAAGUUUAGGCCCUCUUAUGUUUUGAUUGUCCGUGGUGGCUGUAGUUUUGAGGAAAAAGUUAGAAAGGCGCAUGAAGCUGGAUACAAAGCUGCUAUUGUCUAUAACGAUGCAUACGAUGAGCUCUUAGUACAUAUGGGAGGAAAUUCAUCUGGUGUGCAUAUACACGGCGUGCUUGUUACAAGAGCGUCAGGAGAAGUACUCAAAGAGUACGCAGGUCGAAGCGAGAUGGAGCUUUGGCUCAUCUCGGAGUUCGGGACUUCAUCAUGGUCAAUCAUGGCUGUCACUUUCAUAUCUUUGUUCAUCGUGUCUGUUGUUCUCGCCACUUUUUUCUUCGUCCGUAGGCGUCUACAUGUGACGUCUUUAUCCCGUGGCCGCGGCCAAGGAUUUUCUCGCGUACCUUGUAGGUUAGUACAACGGAUACCGACUGAAGUGUUUUCAGGUGUUUUUGAAGUUGGUUCGACUUCGAUUACUUGUGCUAUAUGCAUUGCUGAUUAUUGCCUUGGCGACAAAGUCAGGAUCCUACCUUGCCAACACAAAUUCCAUGCGUGUAUCGAUUCUUGGCUCGGUCAUUGGAGAUCUUUUUGUCCGGUUUGUAAACAUGAUGCAAAAGUAGCAAAGGGUGAUCCACCCGCAUCAGAACAGACACCUCUACUUUCGCCUAGCCUGAGCAUCAGACAAGAGUCUGAUACGAUUCAUCAUCGUAUUACAUAAAGAAGAAGAAAACUAAUAUCUUGAGUAGGAGAAGGCCUGUGCCACAUGAGAAGGAAGUAAGUAAAGAAGAUGAUGACGUGGACCAGAAGAGAGGAAAGACUCUAAUCGAGGAGGAAGCUUGGCCGUAACGGGAUCAACUUAAAAGAGAUGUGACGCUGUUCUUGUUCAGGAUGCUUAUUGUUGUUGAAUGUUCUAGCGAUGUGCUAGUGAGAGAGUGAUGUGCUCUCUAAUGGUUAGUGUGAGAGUGAUGUGCUCUCGUCUCUGAU
Molecule: messenger RNA, 1196 nt
Organism: Camelina sativa (false flax)
Lineage: Eukaryota; Viridiplantae; Streptophyta; Magnoliopsida; Brassicales; Brassicaceae
Source: RefSeq, a predicted model, not a curated record